Molecule: messenger RNA, 1290 nt
Organism: Sabethes cyaneus
Lineage: Eukaryota; Metazoa; Arthropoda; Insecta; Diptera; Culicidae
Product: ankyrin repeat domain-containing protein 39-like
Exons: 4
Coding region: 153-716 (187 amino acids)
Molecular function (GO): protein binding
Source: RefSeq, a predicted model, not a curated record
UAUGUGGACUAUGCGCAAGGAGUUCAACGAUCCGGAACCGUACGCGUGCGAUACAUCGUCGAACCUUGUCGAGCGGGACAAUCUUGCCAAUAUCGGUCGCGAGUGUCCUUCUAUUGAUUUGAAACCGACCAACGGAGAAGCUGUGUACCAGAAUGGCAAAAGCAGUGCACCACGACCGGCACGGAGACCAUCAGUGCAACUGCGCCAAAACGGCGACAGCGUCGCAAUCAUUGGAUGAACUAGAAUUUGAGCGAGGGAUUUGGACUGCUGCCAUUGAAAACGACGAAAGGAAACUAAGAGCAUUGAUCGACAAAGGACAUUUGAAUGACAAAGAUAAUUCAGGAUAUACGGCUCUGCAUUACGCUGCUCGAAACGGCCAUUUGCUGAUGUGCCGUAUUUUGCUAGAGAAUGGAUUGGGUGUGGAUGAGACAACACACGGUGGAGCGACAGCUCUACAUCGGGCCGCAAUGAUGGGUCAUGAGUCGAUAGUUAAACUGGUCCUGGCCUAUAAAGCCAAUCAUCUACUGCAGGACAGCGAUGGCAAAACGGCACUUCACCGGGCUGCGGAGAAAGGUCACGUCGGUGUCUGCACACUUUUAGUUCAUCAUGAUCCGGCGAGUGUUACGAUAUGCGAUGCCAAAGGAAGAAAACCACUGGAUACCAUUGACAAACUGUCACCAAAUUACUCGAAACUAAUGGCUCUUUCAGGUGUUUAGGAUAACGAGAUAACAAUUGUGAGGCCCAAGUUUAAGAUCAAAUCAGAAAGAAGAUUGGUCUUCCUAAAUCAAAUCAUUCAAAAAUCAGCAGUCAGUCAGUCUCAUUAUACAAGCAAUGAUGAAAUGCACAAGAAAAGCUUCGGUUGUAUCCCUAUUCAAAAUUUAUUAGCAUUAUCAACUAUUUAAAAACAAAUUGCAUGCAAUUCGACGUCUGCGUUGUGAUAGUUUUUCAGGGUUAUUUUGUAUUUAGGAAGAGUAUUUUAUGAAAUCAUGUCCUCUGAGCAAUGUGAGGAAUUUUACAGUUAACUAACUUCAUCUGCAGAUUUAUUUGCACUUUCUCGUAGGACCAGUCCAAGCUAUACUUUAGAAGCAUAGUGUAGCGUAUCAAAAUAGAAGCAUUGCUCUGACCCAAUGGCAGUAGUGAACACAAAUUCGAGCGUUAUUAAGUUGUUUGCUUGAAAAUAAAACAGAACUAGUGAGGAACCUUUGUUUAGCUGAAUAAAUGUAUGCACAUAUUUUAUUUGAUAUACAACUAAUUUUAUGAAUGUAAAAAUUAUUAGUGAAGCACUUUUGC